ACGCGUUCAUUUAACGCUUGCGACAAUGCAUGUAUUGUUUUUUGGUGAUCAAUAUAUUUGUAAAUGGUGAAAAUACUAUGGUAAAACGGUUAUGUUCACCAAGACAAACUUCUCCAUGAGAAAAGAUAAGCUUCACACAUUGAUUUUUGAAAAAAAAAUCGUUCCGUUAUAUAAAAAGCAACCGUGAAGUUUGGAGAGGAUGAGAGCAUACCAAAAAGGGUCCAAGCUAUAACUGAAAGCAUGGUCAGAUGUAAGCGCGAUUACUUACGUGUUGCUGCAGUAUGUGUAGGAGCCCUAUAUUUGAUCUAUAUAUUUGGGAUGUUGGAGAAAACUUCAAGAAUAGUCCGCACUGAUGCUAAGGAUUUAAACGGGACAAGUAAUACAUCCUUGCACAUCUGUCCGAUGAUUUCGCCAUAUCUUAAGGGGCUUAGAAAAUUAAACCUGGAUUCAUGUGUCAUGGAUGAGUGCAAAAUCGGUGACAAACAUAGAAACAUCGCAUUGGAAAACUGCAAUAUGGGGUAUUGCUCAAACUUAGACUGUAAAAUUGCGAGCUGUUCCGGCGAAAUUGGAUCGCCUUCAGUAACAUACACAAAUCAAAGCAAACAUAACAUCACAGAGUGUGAAGUAACUGACAUUUCUUUCUCUGGGCACCAUCAUGCAUUAUUGGGCCAAUUUGGAGGACACUGGAAACCGUCACAUUGUCAGCCAUUACGCCGUAUAGCUAUUAUCAUUCCGUUCAGGGAUCGUCAUGAAAACCUCUGCGUUCUCUUGAAGAAUCUGAUACCAGUUCUUACUGCACAAUUAAAUGAAUUCAGAAUUUUUGUCGUUGAGCAGGUCGAUGAAAGUAGUUUUAACAAAGGAAGGCUAAUGAACAUUGGGUUUUUGGAAGCAACGAAGAUGUUUAAUUUUGAUUGCGUCAUUUUCCAUGACGUAGAUCUGUUACCAGAGAAUGACCAGAAUAUAUACCAAUGUACUGACCAACCGCGCCACCUGUCGGUGGCAGUAGAUACUCACAACUACAAGCUGAUGUACCAGUACUUGGUAGGAGGGGUACUAGCAUUCAGACCCAGACACUUCCGUCUCGUUAAUGGCUACUCCAAUGAGUUCUGGGGCUGGGGAGGAGAGGAUGACGACAUGGCGGUCAGAAUUGUUUAUUCUGGACUGAAGAUAACACGCCCAUCUGCUGAAACUGCCCGAUAUACCAUGGCUAACCAUACGAGAAGUAAAAAGUGGGCUAAAAGAUAUAUUCUUUUACGGAAAUCAAAGGAAAGAAUGAGAACUGAUGGACUUAAAAACGUGCCUUAUCAUAUAGUCUCUGUUCAUCUGUAUACAUUUUAUACCAAAUUUGAAGUCUUGUUUAAUAGGUCGAAAUCUUAACUAUAUAUUUAAUUGCACAAUCAGAACUGAGUGUCUCUACAUAAAAUUGUGAAAUCUG
Molecule: messenger RNA, 1435 nt
Organism: Magallana angulata
Lineage: Eukaryota; Metazoa; Mollusca; Bivalvia; Ostreida; Ostreidae
Product: beta-1,4-N-acetylgalactosaminyltransferase bre-4-like
Exons: 6
Coding region: 241-1377 (378 amino acids)
Biological process (GO): glycosphingolipid biosynthetic process; carbohydrate metabolic process
Molecular function (GO): N-acetyl-beta-glucosaminyl-derivative 4-beta-N-acetylgalactosaminyltransferase activity
Source: RefSeq, a predicted model, not a curated record